Drosophila elegans is the source of this 531-nucleotide messenger RNA. RefSeq names its product transcription elongation factor SPT4 (gene spt4). Lineage: Eukaryota; Metazoa; Arthropoda; Insecta; Diptera; Drosophilidae. Bases 88 to 438 code for a protein of 116 amino acids. Gene Ontology annotation, biological process: positive regulation of DNA-templated transcription, elongation; mRNA processing; regulation of transcription elongation by RNA polymerase II. The record is from RefSeq and is a predicted model, not a curated record. Gene Ontology annotation, molecular function: RNA polymerase II complex binding; zinc ion binding. Gene Ontology annotation, cellular component: nucleus; DSIF complex. The transcript is spliced from 3 exons.
CGACCACACGGUCACUCUAAUUUUUGUGUCGUGGCUUGGUUUUGCACUAAAUUUUGUAGUUUUAAAACAAUUUAUUUAUAAAUAACUAUGGCCUUUGACGCGAUACCCAAGGAUCUGCGAGGCCUUCGCGCCUGCCUUGUUUGCUCCCUGGUAAAAAGUUUUGAUCAAUUUGAGACUGAUGGCUGCGAAAACUGCGAAGAGUUCCUGCGGAUGAAGAACAACAAGGACAAUGUGUACGAUCAUACAAGCAACAACUUUGACGGAAUCAUUGCAUUAACCACGCCAACCGACUCCUGGGUGGCGAAGUGGCAGCGAUUGGCCCGCUUCACCCGUGGCAUCUACGCCAUCUCCGUGUCCGGAACUCUGCCGCAGUCCACUUUACGGGACAUGAAGAACCGUGGUAUUGUCUACAAAACCCGAGAUAGAAGCCAGCGCUAAGCCACCGCAUUGCAGUAAAAAAUACAUGUAUAAAUCUUUAUUUUUAAGUUAUAACAAAAACCACGAAUACAUACAGUAGCAAUACAAAACCGA